AUGGAAUUGAGAUACACGAGCAAGAAUCGACAAAGUUUAAAAGGAUCGCCUUGGCGUAGCUGCUUGCUGGGCGUAAUCCGGGAGGUUCACGAUGAUGAUAUCGUCGACAUAAAAGAACACGAUGAUGCCAUUCGUGCUCAGUAUUUUGACAAGUUCAGCUGGACGGCCACAUCACUAUUUGAUCGUUCUGAAUAA
Messenger RNA from Penicillium robsamsonii, 195 nucleotides. RefSeq lists its product as uncharacterized. Bases 1 to 195 code for a protein of 64 amino acids. NCBI's taxonomy places the organism in Eukaryota, Fungi, Ascomycota, Eurotiomycetes, Eurotiales, Aspergillaceae. The transcript has 3 exons. The record is from RefSeq and is a predicted model, not a curated record.